Molecule: messenger RNA, 2403 nt
Organism: Mercenaria mercenaria
Lineage: Eukaryota; Metazoa; Mollusca; Bivalvia; Venerida; Veneridae
Exons: 7
Coding region: 184-2403 (739 amino acids)
Biological process (GO): negative regulation of gene expression
Cellular component (GO): nucleus; cytoplasm
Molecular function (GO): transcription corepressor activity
Source: RefSeq, a predicted model, not a curated record
AGGGCCCAGAUAUACGCUCAAGAUAUAGGUGGCUAAAUUGGCCUAAUAGUGGAUGUUAACGAUUUGAAAACUGGAUUAUAGAUGAACUUAUCAAGAUUAUAGAAACACAUGUUAAAUACGAUUAAUAAAUGUAAAGCUGUUACAGUUGUUUUGUAAAAAUAGAAAGUGUUUGUACAAAGAUAAAUGGAUCGGCCGAAGUCUAGACCAGACACACUUCAGUUUACAGAAUCUGAGACAGAGCUCCUCGGUGCGGAUCUUGACAUGCCACUUCCUAAGGACUUUGGACGUCUGUUCCCCGGAACUGUUGUAUUUCACCACACAAAAGUGAAAUUUGUCCCAGUGUUAGCACAGAGGUCUUCCGGAGACACGAGAGACCAGGGGUCUCAAGCUGAUACUGAAACACGAAUUCAUGUUUCAACAAACACACAGACAGAGUGUGAAGUCGGUAAUACAAGCAACGAAGACAAUGUAACAGAAGAAGAGUGGCAUGUUGACGAAGAUUCCAGAGAGGAGAUAAUCAGAACAAACCUAGAACAACACCUGAUAUACAUCAGUCAUUGUAUCAAACCAGAUGAUCUGAUUUUACAUCUGCACUGCUUUUCUGAAGAACAAAAGUCAGAUAUUCUCUCGGAGAAAAAUCUCAUAAAGGCAUCAAGAAAGGCCCUAGAAAUGUUAUUACAUGAUGUUGAGGAACCAGGGCGAUUUGUUGAACUAAGGGAUGCUCUUUGUGAAAAUGAUGGUAAUCCAAAGGUUGUGAGUAUCUUGGACGGCAAAUACAGCCCUGAUGAUCAGAACUACGUCAAGGUUGUAGAACUCUUUACACCCGAAAUAAUCGUGCGUCUAGAACCAUCAGUGUUAUUGCCUCAUCUAGUGCAAAAAGACGUUUUCAAACAAAUGGAUGUAGAGGAAAUAACAGCGGAGGAGAAAAAUCAUGGGAAGAUGAGAGCUGCCUGUGUUUUAUUGAUGUACUUACCACGUCGCACUGUGGACUGGUUCAAAUGUUUCUUGCAGGUCUUGGUCAAAUGCAACCUUGAGGAUAUUGCUGAAAUGCUUGAUCCAGAUAUGUUCAAAGAUAUUAAUGAAAACGAUGAAACAAAGAUUUCUGAAAAACUAGACGACGACUCGAUGAAAGCUGGAAAGGAUGAAGUGAUUUAUUCUCGAAAUAACAAGACAAAGAGUCCUGUAGUAGAUGAAGCAUUUGAAAAUAGUGAUGAUGCGGUGAUCUUUUCGGAAUACAGUUACGAACAAUUAGAUUACCUCAGAGGCAACGUUGCCGAAAGAAAGAAAAUAGACAAGACUAUGGCAGACUAUGACGCCGAAAUCGUUUGGCCUGAUAAAAAACGAGGGAAAAAUCAAAUUCUUUUGCGAUCUAUUUCAAAGGAAAAAACGGACGCCACAACAUGGUCAAGAAAAAAGAAAGUCUGGAAACAAAACGUUAUCGUAACAUUAAAAAAGCUAUUUGCAAAGGUUGAUGUGCCUGAAAACAGGUCAAGUCUAAGCAAAAUUAUGUGCGGAACAAACACACCAUGUAAAGGAUUAUAUGGUAAGAGACAAACAACCACCGAAACACAUGAAAGCUCCGGUACGACGAAGUCAGACUCAUGUUUUUCAUAUGCAAACGUUGGAACAGCAUCAGAAACAGAGUUGCGUUGUAUGAGUAGAAACGAUAAAACGGCAUCCAGUGAAGAACCAAAUGCACCAGUACUGGAGUCAAAUAGUGCAAAUAGAAAUGAUGAAACACUAUCAAAUGUACUGAUUCAUGAAUCAGAACCAGAAGUAUACAAUUCAAAGGAAAUGCAAAAAUAUGCAGUUUGUGAAAUGACAUGCGGAAGGCGUAUAUCAGUUAUGAAAGGAUCAUUAGUGGAUCUUAGAGUAGAUGUUAUGGUAAACACUACAAACAAGGCUCUUUCAUUAACAACAGGGCUUGCAGAGACCAUAAGUGAGAAAGGAGGAGAAAAGAUAAGGACAGCGUGUAAAAAGUAUUUUCAAACACAUGGAAGCAUAGAUGAGGGAGAAGCAUUUGUGAGUGAGGCUGGUAGUCUACCUGCUAAACAUGUGGUGCACGUGAAUAGCCCAGUCUGGAGAGAAGGGACAGAAGAUGAGCAUAGAUUACUCAGACAAACAGUCAUGAAAGCACUGAAGCAAGCAUCAGAUAAAAAGGCCGAGACAAUUGCAUUACCAGCAAUCAGUUGUGGAAUUUCUGGAUUCACAUCGAAGACGGCGACAGCCCUGAUAGUGCGUGCAGUGAGAAACUUCUUUCGGGAGGACCAAUCGAGUAGUUUGAAGCAUGUAUACCUUGUAGACAUUACCCGACAGACUGCCAAAAGGUUUCAAGAAGCUUUGUGUCGUGAAUUCAAAGAUGACACGAAAUGUGUUGUAGAGGUGGUGAAAGAAUCUUUAUAA